CGGACGUGCAAAAAUUUCAGAGCGAAAAAACUGAAAAUUGACAAUGAAACGACGACUUUCAUCUGAGGAUUCCUGUACUGAAGGGAACAUAAUGGUAAAGAAACGAAAAACCAGUCGAGGAAAGAAAGGCGGGAGGAAACAUAGUUCUCGUUCGUCCUCUGUCUCCUCAAAAGUUCCCCGAACUCAGUCAUGUGUGUCUGAUACUAACACCUCUUGCCACAACAGUGAAACUGCAGGCAAACUAUCAGUUGCUGAGGAAUACGCAUUAAUUUCUCAGGAGAUAUAUGAUUCAGAAACUGUUUGUGAAGUUUCUCAGACUGAACUCUGUGCUGCAAACUCUUUUGACAACAAUGAGGUUGCGGGCAGUUCAAAUGUUGCAGAGGAGCCGCAACAAGGCUUUCAAUCAGUUGAUGUUGCAAUCAGUGAAAACAAUGAUGCAUGCAUUCUCUCAAAAACAGACAUUCUUGGAUUGUUGCAAGGAUUGAGCAACACGUACAAUCUAGCAGAGGUGCCUCCGCAGGAACAACCUUUUCAUGUGGUGUCAGACGGUUCCUCCAUGUACUUGGUAGGCUCUCAGAAUCAGGUGUACAUGUCACUGGUACCAGCAGCUGGAAGUACUGCUACAACAGACUCUCAAAUGGUGUGCACUGUUCACGACAACCCUGACCAUUCUGAGCAGAACAAAGACAACAUCAACUAUUCGUAUUAUGCGACUAUGGAUGUUGAUCGGAGAGAGGCUCAUCUACUGAAAUAUCCCUCUCAUCUGUUGGAAUGGUCUGAGCGUGUGAAAUUCAGACACGAGCGGAAGUGGAAAAUGCUAGACUUCCAUGAGCCACACUACAGUGAGUGGGAUUUUGUGUGAGCAGCACGCACCUUUACCAUGACGGGACAGUUAUUGUGUGUUGUGGUUCUAUAAAUUUUGAUCAAUCUGUGACGAUCCAUAUCAUCCUGUCAUUUGUCUUUCAGGACAUUUUUAACUUUUUGUACAUGAAAAACUUUUUAAUUUUCUUAUUCAUUAUUUUUUCAUAUUUGAUUGAUUUAUUAAUUGGUUUGCAUUUUUUUCCACAUCAAAAUUAUGUUUGCAAUGAAACAUUUCUGGCAGACAGAAUAUUUAGUAAGCACUGUGUGCUAUCGUAUGAAACAUUUUGAUGAAUUAUG
Messenger RNA from Saccostrea echinata, 1158 nucleotides. RefSeq lists its product as uncharacterized. The record is from RefSeq and is a predicted model, not a curated record. The transcript is spliced from 4 exons. Bases 44 to 862 code for a protein of 272 amino acids. Lineage: Eukaryota; Metazoa; Mollusca; Bivalvia; Ostreida; Ostreidae.